Molecule: messenger RNA, 1080 nt
Organism: Penicilliopsis zonata CBS 506.65
Lineage: Eukaryota; Fungi; Ascomycota; Eurotiomycetes; Eurotiales; Aspergillaceae
Exons: 3
Coding region: 1-1080 (359 amino acids)
Biological process (GO): NADPH regeneration
Cellular component (GO): cytoplasm
Molecular function (GO): nucleotide binding; oxidoreductase activity
Source: RefSeq, a predicted model, not a curated record
AUGGCCAUCGGCAUUGCACUUCUCGGGGCUGGCAUCUGGGCUAGAGAGCAGCAUCUCCCCGCCAUCGCCGCUUGCCCCGACCUCAGUCUGAAGGCAAUCUACUCUCGCUCCCAAGCGUCCGUCAACACAGUCAUCGCAGCCCAUCAACUAAAAGAUGUCACGGCCUACUUCGACUCCCCCACUACCCGCGGCCACUCCCUCGCCGAUCUGCUCGCCCGCGACGACAUUCACGCCGUGGUGAUCGCCCUGCCGAUCCUGCAGCUCCCGGCCGCCAUCCAGCUGGCCAUCACCGCAGGCAAACAUGUGCUGAGCGAGAAGCCCGUCGGCAAGGAUGUCAUGACCGCUCGCAACUUGAUCGGCUGGUAUGAGCGUCGCUUGCCUCUCUCGCGAUCUGCCCCGGUUCCCGUCUGGUGCGUCGGCGAGAACUUCCGCUUCAUCGACCGCAUCGUCUUUGCCCGCCAGAAACUCCUCGAGCUGGGCGGCGACCUGCAGACCUUUCGCUGUACCGUGCUCUGUAUGAUGGAUCCGAACGACAAGUUUUGCAAAACUGAAUGGCGCUCCAAGCCAGGGUUCCAAGGCGGCUACUUGUUGGAUGCAGGCAUCCACUUCAUCGCCAUGCUGAGAUAUCUCCUCGCCGCGACCGGACAGGAGAUCCAACACGUCGCCGCGUUCACGAGUCUGCAGCAGCCUCAUCUCGCCCCGGUCGAUACCCUCAGCGGCAGUCUGCGCACAGCCAACGGCUGCACGGGCACCCUGCAGCUCUCCUUCGGCACCCCGUGGAAGACCGUCAUCCAGACCGAGGUGGUGACUAGCCGGGGCGCCGUGCUGAUCGAUUUCGCCGAUGUGAUCGUCACGAGCGCCUUAGACGAUGGCUCCCAACAGGCCAAGACGGACAAGUCGUCGUUUGACUUUGGCUUCGGUGUCGAGGACGAAGUCCGCGCCUUCGCCAAGGGAAUCAGCCAGCCUGGCUCCGCCGUCGAUCCGCGGUGCACGCCGCGAGAAGCCCUCAAGGAUCUCGUCAUCCUCCAGAAAUUACUCGAAUCGGGGCAGAAUAAUGGAGAUGGAAGAGCCGUCUGUUGA